Molecule: messenger RNA, 2249 nt
Organism: Dama dama (fallow deer)
Lineage: Eukaryota; Metazoa; Chordata; Mammalia; Artiodactyla; Cervidae
Gene: SLC66A2
Product: solute carrier family 66 member 2
Exons: 5
Coding region: 132-947 (271 amino acids)
Biological process (GO): retrograde transport, endosome to Golgi; phospholipid translocation
Cellular component (GO): trans-Golgi network; endosome
Source: RefSeq, a predicted model, not a curated record
GCUCGCUGCGGAGGAUGGUCCCGGGCGGCGGCGGCACGUGGGGGUGACAGCGCGCGCCGGGAGCCCGGGAGCGCGGAGGGCGAGCGGGCCGGGUGGACGUCAGUCAGCCGGCGGGCCGCCGGGCGAGCGGGAUGGAAGCGGAAGGCUUGGGUUGGCUUCUGGUCCCGCUGCACCAGCUGGUUUCCUGGGGCGCAGCCGGGGCCAUGGUCUUCGGAGGCGUGGUGCCAUACAUCCCGCAGUACCGGGACAUCCGGCGGACUCAGAACGCCGAGGGCUUCUCCACCUACGUGUGUCUGGUGCUCCUGGUGGCCAAUAUCUUACGGAUACUCUUCUGGUUCGGGAGGCGCUUCGAGUCGCCACUGCUCUGGCAGAGUGUCGUCAUGAUCCUGACCAUGCUGCUUAUGCUGAAGCUCUGCACCGAGGUCCGCGUGGCCAACGAGCUGAACCUGAAACGCCGGGUCUUUUCAGCUGCAGAUAAUAAAGAUGGAGAAGUCAGAGUCCCCCCCAGGCGGUCCUCUCUGGACUUCGACCCACACCACUUCUGGCACUGGAGCAGCUUUGCGGACUAUGUGCAAUGUGUCCUGGCCUUCACUGGCGUGGCGGGCUACAUCACCUACUUGUCCAUUGACUCGGCCCUUUUUGUGGAGACCCUGGGCUUCCUGGCCGUGCUGACGGAGGCCAUGCUGGGUGUGCCGCAGCUCUAUCGCAACCACCGCCACCAGUCCACGGAGGGCAUGAGCAUCAAGAUGGUCUUCAUGUGGACGAGUGGAGACACCUUCAAGACGGCCUACUUCCUGCUGAACGGGGCGCCCCUGCAGUUCUCGGUGUGUGGGCUGCUGCAGGUGCUGGUGGACCUGGCCAUCCUGGGGCAGGCCUACGUGUUCACCCGCCACCCACUGAAGCCAGCCCCCCACGCGGCCCACCCCACCAGCGCAAAGGCUCUUUGAGGUGGCCGGGAGGAUGAGGACGUGGGACCGAAGCUUCUGGCCCGACCACCUAUGCUCCACGUGGGCAGCAGAGGCCACAGCCCCGAGACGGGUCCGGCAGUGGGGGACUCGCCUGGCCUCCGGCUCUUGGGCAUGGCAGGGCCCAGGGGCCAACGCUGCACUCUGCCGCCCAGGACUCCACGAGCAGGUCUCCCCAGGCGGGGCUGCCGCGCUCUUACGCUGACAGAAAAUAGGCCUCUCUUCCACUUCAGCUCAGGACACCACUGGCCAGAGCCUGGGGCAAGCUCACAGCCCCGGGCGGCAGUCCUGCACCCCGUGGGACCCAGGACCUCCGGGAACCUCCAUGUCUCCGGCCCCGGGCCCCUGACGUGGCGGGUGGGGGGCCCUGCAGCCAGGCCGGGGGUCUCAGGAUGGGUGAGAUGUGGCAGGAGUGAGAAACAGCACCUGGGAGCCUCGGUCCCCGCCAGAGAGGCCCGCGGUCUCAGGCCAGCCGGGGUGACGCACCGCAGGGUCAGGCUGGGCCACGUGGGACGCCGGGCUCUGGAUUCCUAACCUUAGGGUGGCACCUUUCCAGGCCCUAGUGGCCUCGCUGCUCCACCGGCCCUUCCUGGUGAGGCUGCUGUGGACCCAGUCACGUCCGGCAGAGCUGUGGCCGGCAUGGGCCCGGGGUGUUGGGAGGGGGCCUGGGUGCUGGUGGGCUUGGGGUACGCCCGGGAAGGCUAGGGGCUCGGGUCCAGGACUGGGCUGCCCCAGGCAUCCAUUCCCUCUGGGAACCGUGCCCUUUUCAGACGCAGCCCAAGGCAUCCAUCUUCCAGGCCUGGAGGCACCUGCGGGUCAGGGCAGGGGGCGGCGGAGCAGGCUUCCCCAGGCUGCCCCCACCUUCUGCGUGGCCCUCCGCGUCCCCUGUGUCUGACGUUGGCCCUCUUCAGUCUACAUGGGCACCUCAGUCUCCCGGGUGAGUGUUCUAGAUACUUCUGCAGGCUUUCCGCAGGCACUUCCCCUCCUGCUGGGCGGAGGGCCUGUGGCAUCCAUGCUCCCCGGGCCACUGCCAGAGUGCCCGUGUUCGUGCGGUCGGUGGAAUGCGUGCGAAGCCGACUCCUCCUCCUGACUUUUCCUCAAAAGCUCCUGAAUGUUUGAGGAUCCCGUGCAGAUCUCUGGCCUGCAAGAUGCUCUGAAAAUCUUUAUUUUUUAAAAUGAAGGGAGAUGUCUGUCGCCGGGUGCAGUGGUGCCCUGCGUGCCCCGUGUGGGAGCCCCACAGUCCUGUCAGGGUGACUUUAACUCAAUAAACUGCUCGCGGAUCCA